Messenger RNA from Penicillium canariense, 2418 nucleotides. Its product is annotated as phosphatidylinositol N-acetylglucosaminyltransferase. Gene Ontology annotation, cellular component: endoplasmic reticulum; membrane. Gene Ontology annotation, biological process: GPI anchor biosynthetic process. The record is from RefSeq and is a predicted model, not a curated record. The transcript is spliced from 6 exons. The coding region runs from base 1 to 2418 and encodes 805 amino acids. NCBI's taxonomy places the organism in Eukaryota, Fungi, Ascomycota, Eurotiomycetes, Eurotiales, Aspergillaceae.
AUGCACCCCUUUUCCAUCCUCACCCUUGGGAUCUUUGUCGCGGGCUACACUACCGCUCGGUGGGACCUUGUCACCCGCCUCUACGAGUUGGCCAUUUUUGCGUGGGAUCACGGUGUUGUGGUAUGUUUUGUUGGUGGUGCUUCGGCAACGACACCCCUCUAUUUCCCACUGGACCCCAGUACGAGAACGCUCAAAGGAUUCCUAUUUCUCUCCAUCUUUUUCUUCCUCCUGAUCCUACCAAUUAAUCAUCUGGCAUCGAGAGAAGGCAGCCUGCAUCCGCGCCACGUGAAUCUCGAGGAGGAUGACAACAUGCUCAUGAGCGAUGGGCUAUUGCGAGUAUUUUGGCCAUAUGAUCUCCCGCGAUCCUCUUCGCCGGGGGUGAUUGUUGGAUGGCGCAACUCAGAGCUAGAUCUAUUCGUGCUCACAGUGCUGGAAGAUGUCGAGCCCACACCCGAUUGUUCGCAUCUUCACCCUCUGCGGCCGAUCUCAGAUGCAUGUGCUUGGUUCGAUGAAUCCGCGAUCACCCCCCACCUCUUUCAGUCCCUCCCAUCUCUACGUAAACAUGCAUUCAGCAUCAAGGACUCCACAGAUAUAUUGCCCCCGGGGUCGAACUUGUCCGUCCAGGUCAUUAUGUUUGACCGUCCGCAUCCGACGCGCAUGGAGUACAUGUCUUUGGAUCCCAUCUCGCUAGCUUUGGGUGACAAGGUGGUGGCAUCAGAGAAACCGAGGCCGGUAUCAAACAAGACUGAAUCGGAAGAGGAGAAGGCUAAAUUGCGGGCUCGACUUGUUGUUGAGAAACUCAAACUUCAUACAGUUGUCAAACACGUUCCCUCGCAGAAGGAACAGGCUCUCCCAGUAAUCGUCAACCAAGUCAAUUGCGCCUAUGAAAUGGCACAGCUGAUGCACAAGAACACGCACCUCAUUGGGAUUCGUGCGAAGAGAAGUAUGAGCGUCGGGGAACGCGUGGUGGAAUCUGCUACGACCCUGUGGGGGUUUAUCGUCCUUUGCAUAGCCCAUGUGUUCUGGCAAUGGCUCUGGCCUGUCAUUACUCGGGUCUUUGUCAUAGGACUUGUGGGCCACCGAUCCAUCGCUGAGGUUGUCUUGCAGGUUCUUGAAUGGCGAGCUCGACCAGAUGCUGCUGCUCUCAAGGACAUCUCUGCAACUGCCCAGCAAGUCGAUAUACGGCUGCAGCAGUUUUGCUACUGGCCUAUUCAGUAUGUCAAGCUGCGCCAACGAAAGGACAACUGGGAAAGUGUGACAACCAGCCACCCGGAUUACAUUCGAUUUUAUAACAGCCUGUGGCUUGUGGCCAACGAUGUAAUCAUCGGGAUUGCCCUUGGAUCAUAUGUGAUUGAUAAUGCAAACUGGGUAGCCUCCCAGAUCAACACCGUGCUGACGGGCUGGACCGUGGAAGGACUGCAACGCACCAUCUCCUGGUUGAUGGAUUGGCCAGCUGGCUUGAAGCUCAACAACGAGCUUGCAGCAUUCCUCGGUGACCUGUUCCUCUGGGUCAUCGAGAAUUGGGCUGCAUGCAUUGCCAAUCUACAACCCUACCUCCCGCAUAUCAUCUACAUUGUGGGUUGUUCCAGCUUCGCCGGCGCCAGCAUGCCAAUCGCCCUGUUCUCCGACCUUCUUUCGAUUCUCACCGUCCACAUUUACUCCUUUUAUAUCGCAUCCGCCAGAAUCUUCAACUGGCAGCUCACCAUCAUCAUCUCUCUCUUCCAUCUUUUCCGCGGGAAAAAGCGGAAUGUCCUGCGUAACCGGAUAGAUUCAUGCGAUUACGACCUCGACCAGCUCUUGCUUGGCACCAUCCUAUUUACCGUCCUCUUCUUCCUUUUACCUACUGUUAUUGUCUUUUACUUGACCUUCGCAUCGGCUCGGAUGUUGAUCAUUUCAAUGAAGGCCGGUUUCGACCUUUGUCUAGCCUUCUUAAACCAUUUCCCGCUUUUCGCAUUGAUGCUUCGUGUCAAAGACUCGCGGCGACUGCCUGGUGGCAUUCGAUUCGAACUCCGGGAUGGAUUGUCCAAGAACUCCACCGAUGGGGACUCGUCCGCUGUUUCCUAUAUUCACCUCGAGUCCAUUCCACUUCCUCUUCGCGCAAUGUUCGACCAGUACUUCCAACUGGGUCACCGACUCCGUGCGCAUUACCUUGCCCCACGAGUCAUCUUUUGUCUUGUCACAGGCCGCUUCGUCCCACCCAUUCAUCGUCGCAAUUUGUACAGCAUGCAAUAUAGCAUGCUGCCUGCGCGGCGUGCAGGCAUGUUCGAAGUGUGGUCGAUGUUGACUCAGCCCAAGAAAGGUAUGAGCGGAAGCGGAGGUUCCGGCUCUAUAGGAGGAAUCGCUGCCUUGGGCAAUCCGAUUGCCAAAGUCCCACCGAAUUUUGGUCAAGGUGAUAUUCGUCGACGGGGCCACCGGUGA